GGAAAGCUCCAAACCCUGUGGCUAUGGCUUUGCUUUGCUGCGAUGUGCUGUGCGGUAAUACUUCUUCACUGCUGAGGCGUGAGCUCAUGUUUCCUCUGCAUUUUGUUUUUUUCGAAAUUUAGGAAAGCUUUCUUUCGCGAAUGGCCAGCGAUUUUUUCUGAACUCGCAACCACUUGUGCAUAGCCACGCCAUUGCUCGUUAGUUGUUUGCGAUUGUGGAUUCCUAGUUCCAUCGUUUUGGUAUUCGAAUCACGGAGCGGGGAGAAGAAUGGGGCAGCCGAGAGAUCGUAGACCAGAUGCGCUGGGAGAUUUCUGUGUCUUACCCGACGAGACACUGUGUUCGAUAAUUGCAUCUUUGCCUCCUCGAACCGUCGGUGUUCUGGCUUGCGUUAGUAGCGUGUUCUACAUCUUCUGCGAUGAGGAGCCCUUAUGGAUGGAUUUAUGCCUUGAUCUAUAUCACGGGGGAUAUUUGGACUUCGAAGGCUCAUGGCGCCAGUCAGCUUUGAUCAAGCUGGGUUACGUUGAAAAGGGGACACGAUUAGUGAAGCCACCUAUGCGCUUUGAUGGUUUCAGUUCGAUGUUUCUGUACAAACGAUGGUAUCGGUGCAACAUGGCAUUAGAGAGCUUUGCUUGUGACACUGGUGUUAUUGAUCGGAAGAAGAAUCUUUCUUUGGAAGAAUUUCGUUCUAAAUACGAUGGCAAGAAGCCGGUCUUGAUUACUGAUUUAACGAAAGAUUGGCCAGCUCAGAAGACGUGGAAUUGGCCUCAGUUAGUAGAUAAAUAUGGGGAUGUUGGUUUUAAAGUGUCUCAAGCUCAUGGCAGCAGAAUCAAGAUGAAACUGAAGGAUUAUGCCACAUACAUGGCUUGCCAACACGAUGAAGAGCCUCUUUACAUCUUUGAUGCCGAGUUUGGAGAGUCCGCGCCUGACAUGCUGGAGGAGUACAGUAUACCACCGGUCUUUUCAGAGGAUCUGCUUGCGGUUCUGGACAAGUCUGUUCGUCCUCCUUUCCGAUGGUUGGUUGCUGGACCUGCAAGGUCUGGAGCAUCAUGGCAUGUAGAUCCUGCACUUACAAGCGCUUGGAACACUCUUCUCUCGGGACGCAAAAGAUGGGCUUUGUAUCCACCGGGGAGAGUACCACCAGCUGUGGUUGUUCACGUUGACUUGGAUGAUGGUUCCGUAAAUUUCGAUGGGCCGACAUCUCUUCAGUGGUGGUUGGAGGUGUAUCCAACACUGAGGGAUGAAGACAAACCUUUGGAGUGUACCCAACUGCCAGGGGAAACUAUUUCAGUACCGAGUGGGUGGUGGCAUUGUGUGCUGAAUAUUGAUGAUUCCGUGGCUGUAACUCAGAAUUACGUAAAUUCCUCAAACUUGGAACUCGUUUGUUUGGAUAUGGCACCUGGAUUUUACCAUCGAGGUAUUGCUCGAGCAGGUCAUCUCGCGAUACAGGGCAGACAGGAUAAACCAGCCGAGCGGAUUAAAAGUAACGAGGAAUUUUGUGCCAAUUCUGUUGCUUUUGUGGAAGGGAAUUUGUGCAAUGCAAAUGCAAGUGAAUUAUUAGGUGAAAAAUUGGGUCGUGACCUUAACGACCCAGACGGCUACGUUUCAUAUUUUGAUGUGGAUUAUCUAGCAACACAUACAGAAAAAGAGUCGAACCAUUAUAUUUCCAGUACGAGCAAGGACGGCUAUUUGGAUAGAAGUGAAUUGCGGCAUUGGCUUCGUCAGCUAUGGAAACUUAGGCCCGAUCUCCAUGUGCGCCUGUGGAAGUGUGCAUGCCUCGCAGUAGAUGCGGAAUCGUGGCUACAUCGAGUCAUUGCCAUCUGCAAAACGCAUAAUUUCUCAAUACCUGUUGACGAAGAGCAGCUUCCAAUUGGAAAUGGCAGUAAUCCGGUUUAUUUUGUUGGCGAUUUUGUAAUAAAGUUGUGUGUUGAAGAAGGUGGCCCUUGGGUAGCUACUGACGGCCUGCGGACUGAGCUUCAAUUUUACUCCCUCUUGAACGAGACUGGUUCACCAUUAAAGGAUACAAUUCCCUCUUUAGUUGCAAGCGGUAUCGUGUUGCCAGAUGGCAAGGACUAUAAAGUGGAACCAUGGAAUGGGUAUGAGGAUUGUUCAAGAGUCGUUGAGGCACACAGUGUUGGAAUGAAAAGAAGUCGAAACAUCUCAAAACUUGAUAAGAGCAGAUACAGGACCAAUUGUUCAGAGGCUGAGCUUGCAAAAGUUUCAAUCGAUGACAAUGCUAAAGACGCUGAAUACAAUGAGAACCAAAUCACCGGGCUGAAUGAUGAAACAGUUUUUUGGCCUUACAUUGUUCACAAACGCCGCGAUGGCACCAAUAUGGACCGUGUUAUGGAUAUGAUGACAGAAGGAGAUUACGCAGCAGCAGCUGUCUUCCUAGGAGAACAAGUUCGGCUUCUGCAUUCCUUGCCUUUGCCUUCGACAUUGUCAAGGACAACAUGGGCUCAGAAAAUUUCAAGAUUAAAUGGGCAAGGGUCUACAAAUAGUAUAGAGACGUCAGUCACUUUGGGACAUGGAAUUAUGGUUAAUGGCUCUGUAGUAAAGCACUGUUUUGAUUCGAGCGUAUCGACUGAUAAAGCAAACACAGUUGUCGGCAGUGAAAUGUUUUUGCAAACUGGGAUCAGUACUGGUGACAUGGAUAAAAAGAAGGAGUUGCAUGCUGAUAUUCCAAUGGAAUGGCACUAUUUUGUCGGAUUGAUGCGACAACAACGUGCGAAAAUCUUGGAGCGUUUUGAGAUUUGGGAAUCACUACCCCCUAAGCUUCUUGAACAGUUGGAGACAUAUCUUCCUGAAGACCCAGCUGUUCUGGUUGGCUUACAGAAGGUCCAGUGUGGAUCGCCUCGACGUGUGCGGCCUCCUGUAUGGCUACAUAUGGAUAUCAUGGCAGACAACAUUCAGAUGAUUCCAUAUUCUGAGGACAAACAAAUUCCUGGGUUAUUUGACCUCAGUCAGCUCGCCUGUGUAAACAAGGAAAUACGCAACUGUCGGGCAAUGCAACCUCGAUACAUCUUGGACUUUGGGGAUGUGACGCUUGGGGAUCCUUUGUAUGAGUUCUUGGCUAUGCAUGUGAGCGUUUUCAAGAUGGAGCCGCUUUUCAUGAAAAUUGCAUUGAUGGCCUAUGGACUUCCCUUGACUAUACCCAAUUCGACGUGGAAUGAUUCACGCAAAGAUUACACUCGGCCAUCGUAUAGAGCAAUGUGCUACUGUCUGCUACAUGAACAUGAUGCCAUGGGUGAAAUUCUUAAGGAGCGGGAAGAUUGUAGAAAUGUCGACUCUCUUGAAGAGAUGGAGGAGAUGCUUUGGGGUGUUCUAAACGAGUGGAACCCUGAAGCACCCUGGAAGUUUGAUGACGUGUCCGAGUAAAUGUUUAGAAGCCACUUUCUGAGCGUUUGGGUCAAGUAAUUCAUUUUUUAGUAUUAAAAUUGUGAUUUUCGUUUUGAUGCAACACAACAUUGGAUUGGUAUUGGCUUGAUUGACUAUUUUACAUUAUUGUUGAAUGUUAAGAAUGCUUCAUUUAAAUUGAUUUUAUAGUUCCUCAA
Molecule: messenger RNA, 3551 nt
Organism: Physcomitrium patens
Lineage: Eukaryota; Viridiplantae; Streptophyta; Bryopsida; Funariales; Funariaceae
Product: lysine-specific demethylase JMJ21
Cellular component (GO): cytoplasm
Molecular function (GO): protein binding
Source: RefSeq, a predicted model, not a curated record